Messenger RNA from Lycium ferocissimum, 1718 nucleotides. RefSeq names its product probable beta-1,3-galactosyltransferase 14. NCBI's taxonomy places the organism in Eukaryota, Viridiplantae, Streptophyta, Magnoliopsida, Solanales, Solanaceae. The record is from RefSeq and is a predicted model, not a curated record. The transcript is spliced from 7 exons. Gene Ontology annotation, cellular component: Golgi membrane. The coding region runs from base 181 to 1227 and encodes 348 amino acids. Gene Ontology annotation, molecular function: hexosyltransferase activity.
AGCUAUUACUAAAUCUCAACUCCCAAACACACCAAUUUGAAACGUAAAAUUUACUCUUCUCCCCCCCAUAAAACCCAUCUAAACCUUUAACAUUCAAUCUCUGUAAAUUGUAACCAUUUCUUUUUCACCUUUAAAUUUAAAUCCCAAAAAAAAAAUUUUUUUUUUUUUUUUUACAUUUCAAUGCCUUCAUCUCCAAAAUCUUUCAAUGCAUGGCCAUCUUCAACAUCCGUCUACUCCCGUAGAUCAACGGUCCUGAUUCUCUGUUCCUUAAUCGGUUUAGCUGGAUUUGUUUUCGGUUUCAUUGCAAUUUCGAGACAAAGUUUGGGGUCAAAAUGUAAAUAUGCAGAACCUCGAUCUGUUUCAGUUGUAUGGGAUAAAAAUGGAGGAGCAAUUGGGAAAGAUGAUAAUGGGGUUUUAGAUGAAGGGCAAAAAAGGCAUAAAGUUAUGGGCUUUGUUGGUAUUCAAACCGGGUUCGGGUCAACGGGUCGUCGUAGAUCAUUGAGGAAAACUUGGUUUCCAUCUGAUCAUCAAGGCCUUCAAAGGUUAGAAGAAGCCACUGGCUUGGCUUUUAGAUUUGUAAUUGGUAGAACAAGUGAUAAAUCCAAAAUGGCAGAGCUCAAGAAAGAGAUAGCAGAAUAUGAUGAUUUUUUACUAUUAGACAUUGAAGAACAGUACAGUAAGCUCCCAUACAAAACCAUAGCUUUUUUCAAAGCUGCCUAUGCGCUUUAUGAUUCUGAAUUUUAUGUUAAAGCUGAUGACGACAUAUACUUGCGGCCAGAUCGCCUUUCACUGCUCUUGGCCAAAGAGCGUCCUCACUCGCAAACAUACCUUGGCUGCAUGAAAAAGGGUCCAGUUUUUACUGACCCCAAGCUCAAAUGGUAUGAACCACUUGGAUAUAUGCUAGGGAAGGAGUAUUUUCUCCACGCUUAUGGUCCUAUUUAUGCUCUUUCUGCUGAUGUUGUUGUGAGUUUGGUUGCCCUCAGGAACAACAGUUUCCGAAUGUUUAGCAAUGAGGAUGUUACUAUUGGUUCCUGGAUGCUUGCAAUGAAUGUAAAUCAUGAGGAUAACCGACAACUAUGUGAACCAGAGUGUACUCCUUCAUCCAUUGCUGUGUGGGACAUUCCCAAGUGUUCAGGGCUGUGUAAUCCUGAGAAGAAAAUGUUGGAACUUCAGGCAAAAGAUGCCUGCUCCAAGAGUCCUACUCUGCCAUCAGAUGAGGAUGAUUAGAUCUCAUUGCCAUCAAACACAUAGGCUGGCAAAUGUUUACAGAUUGAUUCAUUCCUUUCGGUUAAUGGGCUCAGUCAACGUUGCUGCUGGAAAAUUGCUUCCGCGAAAUGUCAACAUUCAUUUUGUAAGUUACCUGUAUAACAGUAGUUGAGGAAUAUAAUUUAUUCCGGCGGUUGUUGCAUUUAUAGAUCAGAGUUUUGUAGCAAUAGGAGAUUUAUGGGAGACUAUGGGGGUAGGUUGUAGGAGCAAGAGACUUGAUACUGCAAAUAUUCUGUUUGAGUACAUCACACAGUUGUAAUUUUGAGGUCCUAGAACUUGUUUGAUGCACUGUGGAGGAAAAGAUAGUAGUACUAAUAUUUAUCUAUGAACAAUACAAGGUUUUUAGAAGUCAAUUGUAAAUCAUGAUAAUGGUUGGUUUUUUCAGCAAACCAGAAUCAUGAAAAGGUGUAUUUUUUUGCUGUAUAUUUGCAAGGAAUUGGUACAACGCACCU